CACUCCCCGUAGUGCCAGCGCGUGACUGCUUGACCACUGCUCUGUUGGCUGCACAGGAGAGCUUUCCAGUACAGGAGAGCUUUCCAGUAGAGCAGGAAGAACGGCUUUAGCGAUGCUGAAACUGGUGCUGUUGCUCCUGGCCACAGACUUCGCAGCCUCUAAUGAGUCACUCGAGUCCACCGAUUCUCAGAUCAUGAAGAGGUCUCAGUUCAGAACACCAGACUGUGGUCAUUUUGACUUCCCAGCAUGCCCCAGGAACCUCAACCCUGUGUGUGGAACGGAUAUGAACACUUACGGGAAUGAAUGCACCCUGUGCAUGAAAAUCAGGGAGGAUGGUAGCCAUAUUAACAUCAUCAAAGACGAGCCGUGCUGAUGGGCAGUUUGCAGAAGAGCAGAUGGAGAGCCCCUCUACUCCAGUGCUCCCUGCUAGAAUCCCACUCCCUUUUCUGUCCCCGCCCCCUUCUUUGCAUGAUAACUUGUUAACAGAACGUCUCUGGGUAGAGCCGGAAGACCGUGAUGUACAGUGGUUCAUAAACGUAAAACUCCUGUUCUGGGCUUCCAGCCUACAAUCCAGUUUAGUCCAGCUUCUGACCCAGGCAACUUUUGCAUUGCUUUAUUUCAUUGGAAUAAAAUGAGCAUUGAAGCCAA
Messenger RNA from Grammomys surdaster, 648 nucleotides. It is a transcript of the gene Spink2, whose product is annotated as serine peptidase inhibitor, Kazal type 2. The coding region runs from base 113 to 373 and encodes 86 amino acids. The transcript is spliced from 4 exons. Lineage: Eukaryota; Metazoa; Chordata; Mammalia; Rodentia; Muridae. The record is from RefSeq and is a predicted model, not a curated record. Gene Ontology annotation, molecular function: protein binding; serine-type endopeptidase inhibitor activity. Gene Ontology annotation, biological process: negative regulation of serine-type endopeptidase activity; spermatid development.